Globicephala melas (long-finned pilot whale) is the source of this 3590-nucleotide messenger RNA. RefSeq names its product nexilin F-actin binding protein (gene NEXN). NCBI's taxonomy places the organism in Eukaryota, Metazoa, Chordata, Mammalia, Artiodactyla, Delphinidae. The record is from RefSeq and is a predicted model, not a curated record. Gene Ontology annotation, biological process: mitochondrial fusion.
GGUCGACGCUCUGGAUGAAGAAGAUAAGGCAGUGCUUCGGAUCCUUAGACACCAGGACCGGUAGGGCAGCUGAGAAGCGGGCCCAGCGCAAAGCGGCUGCGGGUCGCGGGGAGGCAGCCGCCGCCUGUUUCUGAACCCCAUUCCGGUAGCACCCGUUUCCCACAAGGGAGGCAGCCUGCCUUCCCCGGACCCCGCCGCGAGGUGGAGGGGGACCCGCGGGGAGGGGGUCAGCGCAGGGACCCAGAGCCGGGCGACCCGCAGGUCCCGGCGGAAAGUUGGCAGCCACCGCCCCCCUCGCCCGCCUUCCUCCUGGACUCUCCACCCCUCUCCGGGCCACACGGCGGAGGCGGGGGGUUGGGGGAACUGGCCUCGUGUUUUGGAACAGCUGCAGCCGGCGUUGGGCCCGCCUGGAAUGCGGGAACAGGCUGCACACCAGGACUUUUAUGGAAACUUGCUGCUGGAGCCGGCGGCGGCCAGAGGGCUCGUAGCGGCUGGAGCGGCGGCGGCCGGAGCGCCAGGACCCCUGACCACACCCCGGCGCCCAGAGCCUGCCAGCGCGCACCCCGGACCUUCGCGUGUCGCCGGCUCGAGGCGGGUGCAAAAAAUUACAAAGCUUCAUAAUCACCCCAAGACUGCAUAGAGCAAACAUGAAUGAUAUUUCUCAAAAGGCUGAGCUUCUGCUUUCUUCAUCUAAACCUGUACCAAAAACCUAUGUGCCAAAACUUGGCAAGGGUGAUGUAAAGGAUAAGUUUGAAGCCAUGCAGAGAGCCAGGGAAGAAAGAAAUCAAAGGAGAUCUAGAACCGAAAAGCAAAGAAGAAAAGAACAAUAUAUUAGAGAGAGAGAAUGGAACAGGAGAAAGCAGGAGAUUAAAGAAAUGCUUGCUUCUGAUGAUGAGGAAGAGGUAUCUUCUAAAGUAGAAAAGGCUUACGUCCCAAAGCUAACAGGAACUGUUAAAGGUAAAUUUGCUGAAAUGGAGAAACAAAGACAAGAGGAACAAAGGAAGAGAACAGAAGAGGAACGAAAACGCAGAAUUGAGCAGGAUAUGUUAGAAAAGAGGAAGAUCCAACGUGAAUUAGCAAAAAGGGCUGAGCAGGAAGGAGAUGAUUCACUGCUUGUAACAGUGGUACCUGUCAAAUCACACAAAACAUCUGGAAAAAUGAAAAAGAAUUUCGAAGAUCUAGAAAAAGAACAAGAAGAAAAGGAAAGGGUCAAGUAUGAAGAAGAUAUAAGAUAUGAAGAACAACGUCGGUCUCUCAAGGAAGCAAAGUGUCUUUCAUUGGUCAUGGAUGAUGAACUGGAAAGUGAGGCAAAGAAAGAGUCACUUUCUCCUGGAAAAUUGAAACUGACUUUUGAAGAAUUGGAAAGACAAAGACAAGAAAACCGAAGGAAGCAAGCUGAGGAGGAAGCAAGAAAACGUUUAGAAGAAGAGAGGCGUGCUUUUGAAGAAGCAAGGCGGCAAAUGGUAAAUGAAGAGGAGGAAAACCAAGACACUGAAAACAUUUUUAAAGGGUACCGCCCUGGUAAACUCAAACUCAGUUUUGAAGAAAUAGAAAGACAAAGGAGAGAAGAUGAAAAAAGGAAAGCAGAAGAAGAAGCCAGAAGAAGAAUAGAGGAAGAAAAGAAGGCAUUUGCUGAAGCAAGGAGAAGCAUGGUAGUAGAUGAUGACUCCCCAGAGAUGUAUAAAACAACCUCUCAAGAAUCUCUUACACCUGGAAAACUAGAAAUUAAUUUUGAAGAAUUAUUAAAACAGAAAAUGGAAGAAGAAAGACGACGAACAGAGGAGGAACGGAAGCAUAAGCUAGAGAUGGAAAAACAGGAAUUUGAACAACUGAGACAAGAAAUGGGAGAGGAAGAAGAAGAAAAUGAAACCUUUGAACUGAGCAGGGAAUAUGAAGAAUUAAUCAAAUUGAAAAGGAGUGGCUCUAUUCAAGCUAAAAAUCUAAAAAGCAAGUUUGAAAAAAUUGGACAAUUGUCUGAAAAACAAAUACAGAAAAAGAUAGAAGAAGAACGAGCAAGAAGAAGAGCAAUUGAUCUUGAAAUUAAAGAGCGAGAAGCAGAAAACUUUCAUGAGGAAGAAGAUGUUGAUAUCAAGCCUGCAAAAAAAAGUGAGGCUCCAUUUACUCAUAAAGUGAAUAUGAAAGCUAGAUUUGAACGAAUGGCUAAGGCAAGAGAAGAAGAAGAACAAAGAAGAAUUGAAGAGCAAAAGUUAUUACGCAUGCAGUUUGAACAAAAGGAAAUUGAUGCAGCACUACAAAAGAAAAGAGAAGAGGAGGAGGAAGAAGAGGGUAGCAACAUGAAUGGCUCCACCAUUGAAGAUGAAGCGGAAACCAGAUCAGGAGCUCCGUGGUUUAAGAAGCCUCUAAAAAACACAUCGGUUGUAGACAGUGAGCCAGUUAGAUUUACUGUUAAAGUAACAGGAGAACCCAAACCAGAAAUUACAUGGUGGUUUGAAGGAGAAAUAUUGCAGGAUGGAGAAGACUAUCAAUAUAUUGAAAGAGGAGAAACUUACUGUCUUUAUUUACCAGAAACUUUCCCAGAAGAUGAAGGAGAGUAUAUGUGUAAAGCAGUGAACAAUAAAGGCUCUGCAGCUAGUACCUGCAUUCUUACCAUUGAAACUGACGACUACUAGGUCCCCUUCCCUCUCCCUGGAACACACACCCUCUCUCUCCGACUUUCUUACUGCAUCCAUCCUUUCUGUGGCGGGGCCAGAAAAGGAAACUGGAAGUGCCACUAUGCUGACUCCUCAUUCCUUUCCCCAACAGUCUUCACAACACAAGCUCGUCUGAAAAGUACCUCCUUCCUUUUCAAAUGAGCACCAGAUUCACAUUACGCAGUAUACGUUGGUGUGUAAUUUAGUAAGGCCAAGUGGGAAAUUUACUCAAUUAUUUCUAUCAGAACCCAUACAAAGGCUGCGUAUUUCCCAUGUUUACAAGCAAUGAUGUUUAAAAAAAACCAUAAAUCGGACAUAUUUUGCAUGAAAGAAUAACACUUAUGAGCUAUGCACACCUAAAAUUAGUCUGAAAUAGCUGAGUUAAGGAAUUUGGAACCUAUCAAUUUGAGUGGGCUUUUUUCCUCAGUAGUUUAUCAUUUUGGUUGUUGUAGUUUCAGAGUCUUUCUGAAGCAGAGAUAUGAGGGGGUAGGGGUGUCAUUUCUCCCUGUGUGUGGAGAAAACAAAAAAACUAAAGACUUUUAAGAAACAACUGCCAGAGCAAAUGUGAUGGAAACCACUGCCUAAUACAGAGUUCUGAGUGUUGAGAAUAUCAAACGUACUUUUCAAAUGUGUGUGAUAUAUAUUCAAGCUUAUAAAAGCAAAUUUAUGUUGUGACCUUGCCUGAACAAAUUAUAUUUUAAUGAGAAAACUUUGUAUUAAUAGUUCAUGCAGGAGAAAACAAUUUCAACAUAAUCAAAGAUUUCAAGAUCUAGAAUUAGAUUUAGGGAAAAAUGGCACAAUCUUCAAUUUUGAGUUUUUAAAGUGAGUUUGUAAAUAAUUAGCAACCAUGUACUAAUCAAGUUGUUUUAUAUUUUAAUUGUCUGGAAGACAAUUUUAUUUUACAAUGUAAACCCAUAAUAAAGUCACUUCUGUAUUUAA